AUGACUCGCGCUGGUACGCGGGGGGUGGGGGCGGGACUCGAGCUGAGCUAUGACGCUCGCUGCCGUUGGCAUUGCGCGCGAAGAAAACCAACCCAAUGCCCGCUGCCUGCUGCCAUCCAGUCGACAACAUCGCCACUCGGAAGACCCGUCACUUGCAUCGAAGCUCUCGCCCCCGCCGUGUAUCGUCGUCUCCGCAGUCUCCUCUCACUCGCCACCAUAGGCCGCAAGCACAAGCCGCACCGCCAGCACGCCCCCCAGGGCAAGCACGGCAAAGACAGACCCCAGAACAAGAACCCGAAUCGCGGCAAGGCUGGAAGGGCAGGCCGCGGUUGGAGAAUGGGCCAGGACGAGAGCUCCGUCGUUGACGAGAGCGUUCCGCCCUCGACGCUCGACUCCCGCUCCCUCGACGGCCUUGCGAAAUACAUUCGCCAUGGCCGCGCAAAGCGUGUCGUCUUCAUGGUCGGCGCCGGCAUAAGCACCUCCGCAGGCAUUCCCGACUUCCGCAGCCCGGACACCGGCCUCUACGCCAAUCUCGCCCGUCUGAACCUGCCCUACGCCGAGGCCGUCUUCGACAUUUCCUACUUCCGCAACAACCCGCUGCCCUUCUACACCCUGGCCCACGAGUUGUACCCGGGCAAAUACCGCCCCACUAUCACCCACUCGUUCAUGCGCCUCCUGCACGACAAGGGCAUCCUCUUGAAACUCUUCACCCAGAACAUCGACUGUCUCGAGCGCGAGGCCGGCGUGCCUGGCGACUUGAUCGUCGAAGCCCACGGAAGCUUCGCCGACCAGGCCUGCAUCGACUGCGGCCAGGGCUUCCCCGACGACAAGAUGAGGCAGCACAUUCACAGCAAGGAGCCUCCGCGCUGCGAACGGGAGAGCUGCGGCGGCCUGGUGAAGCCCAAGAUCGUCUUUUUCGGCGAGCAGCUGCCCGCCGCCUUCUUCGACAACCGCGACAAGCCCGCCGAGGCCGACCUCUGCAUCGUCAUGGGCACCAGCCUCAGCGUCCAGCCCUUCGCCAGCCUGCCCAACUUCGUCAGCGACGGCUGUCCGCGGGUGCUCAUCAACAAGGAGCAAGUGGGCUCCAUCGGGUCGCGUGGGGACGAUGUAAUGCUCCUUGAUGACUGCGACACGGGUGUGCGCAGAUUGGCCGAGGCAUGUGGCUGGCUGGACGAGCUGGAGGCGCUGUGGGCCAAGACGGCGCCCAAGGAUGCGGCCGACUUGGGCAAGGAGCCACCCAAGACCAAGGACGAGGCGCUCGAGGACGAGGUCGACAAGCUCAGCAGGCAGGUUGAUCAGACGCUGAAGCUGGCCGACAACCAGCACAAGUGGUUGGAAAACCACAUUGGGAAAAAGGCCGGCACGCAGAGCGGCCCUCAGUCACCGCAGCCUGAAAAGGAACUCUCUGCCAACCCUGACACGGGCAAUGUCACCGACCAUGGCGAAAGCAGAGUCAAGUCGGCGGAUGAAUUGAAGCCGGAUGCCACGCCAAAGGUUCCGCUCGAUGAGCCCAAUGGUAGUCUCGCCCACGUGUUCCCGCAUAUAUCGAAUAAACCUUCCUUGUAG
Molecule: messenger RNA, 1566 nt
Organism: Diplodia corticola
Lineage: Eukaryota; Fungi; Ascomycota; Dothideomycetes; Botryosphaeriales; Botryosphaeriaceae
Product: nad-dependent histone deacetylase sir2
Exons: 2
Coding region: 1-1566 (521 amino acids)
Molecular function (GO): NAD+ binding
Source: RefSeq, a predicted model, not a curated record